Fopius arisanus is the source of this 762-nucleotide messenger RNA. The record is from RefSeq and is a predicted model, not a curated record. NCBI's taxonomy places the organism in Eukaryota, Metazoa, Arthropoda, Insecta, Hymenoptera, Braconidae.
AUGUUCAAGUGCACCGGUCUCCACCAGAAAUUCCCAAAGUCCAUAAUCUUCAAGUCACUGAUGCAUUUAUCCAUCAGCAUUUACUUACUGGCAGCUGAAGUGUCAACCCAGCACACAUCUAUCCUGACUCUGAUAAUAUUCGUCUGUCCUUCAAUCAUCAUCAGCUGGACAAUAGUGCAAUAUUCCUUGGUACUGCAUCUGGUUGACGAGAGGAUUGCAAAUGUCAACAAAUCAUUGCUGAAGAUCGGAAAGAUACCGGUAGACCUUGAAAUGCCGUCGGUGUUCAUCAGGAAGACACCCGUGGAUGAUUCUGGUCAAAUCACGACUAUUCGAAGAGUUGAUGUAGAGCUGUGCAAUUUUUGCUACAAAAUUCGGGACUUUUAUGCCCUGCCAACACUGAUGACAGUGACUUUCUUCGGGUCUUCGUUGGUGUACAGCUCGUAUUUUUUGGCGAUGCCCCUGGUCACUAGGUCUAAUCAUCAUCUUCAUCUCACUGUUACUAAAAUAACGCGAACUGUCAAGAAAACAGCGAACAUUAUCCACUUACUCUUGGACAACUGUGCAUUACCAUCAGAAUCAUUAGCUGAGUUGAAGGGAUUCUCCCGACAAGUUCUGAUGAAGAACUUCCACUUGAGUGUCUACGACAUGUUUCCACUCGAUAAUUCAUUACUGGGUUCGAUAGUCAGCACAAUCACAACAUAUCUCGUCAUCUUUGUUCAAUUCCAAUUAGCAUCGAGUGAACUCAAGCUGAAGAAACAAUAA